Mytilinidion resinicola is the source of this 1824-nucleotide messenger RNA. RefSeq lists its product as uncharacterized. The coding region runs from base 1 to 1824 and encodes 607 amino acids. The transcript has a single exon. Lineage: Eukaryota; Fungi; Ascomycota; Dothideomycetes; Mytilinidiales; Mytilinidiaceae. The record is from RefSeq and is a predicted model, not a curated record.
AUGACGAGACCCAUGUUUCCAGAGACAAAGAUUCGUCUUGCGCCCCUCGUCAAAAAGGUUGUUCCACUGGUUAACAAGAACAGUGCAGCAGGAGUCAUACUCAAAGUCUUGAGCCGGGAGCUGGAGGACUGCCAUGAACAUGUAGAGAAGAAGGGAAAGGCGCGGCCUAGCGGGAAAACGAAAGGCAAGGAAAGGGAGAACUCAAACGCAAAUAACGAAAGGCCCCAGCUUGAAAAUUGGGUAAAUGAACAAGCACGGAGGAGGGGGUGUGAAGAACAUGGCGAAGAAGACGCCGAAUCCCAAGAUGGCUCCAACGGUGGCAGGGAGACAGAAUCUGGCCCUUCUAGACACCACCAUCGAAAGUACCGUAAAUCACGCCCGCACGCGCUCUAUACCAAUGAAAGCGACGAAAGAGAGCAUGAACAAAGAUCACGAAGACCAGGAUCUACUGCGGGAAGACGCUAUAGGCUUCAUGACAAGGAGAAACAUCGACAUUUCGAACACGCUCCCUGCGGAGAAGUUGAGGAUAAUGACCAAAGCCCACAUGACGACAGCCGUUUCAUGAUGAGCGGUGGGGCUGGUCCGUCGUUCGAUCAGGACCCUGGGAUUAUGCCCCCCUCAUCCUCAAACGGAAAUCUCAGCUUGGACGCCUUCGACGAGCUCAACAUAAACGAUGCACGGGAUGAUCGAGGUCUUGCGCGAGAUCCGCCACCACGACCCGACUUCACAGACUCUCUUGUUAGACCCAGACAACAUCCACAAGAAGGUAGAGGGAGGAGAAGGAGGCGCCGAAAGCCGAGCCCAUCGCCUCCGAGGCUAGGGAAGUGGUGGCAAUGGGGGAAGUAUGGAGCUGAAUGCGUAAGAUAUGAGGCCGAGAGAAUCAAGAGGGAGGAGGAGAGAAAGAAGCGACGACAAAGGAGACGCGCAGAAGCGAGAAAGGCUAGGGAGAGCAGUACCGGUAGGAACAAAAGAGGUGCAGGGGACGGCAACCCAGAGGAACAUGAACGCGUCUAUCCAAAAAGCGACCGAGAAGACGACGAUGGUGGCAAAAUCGAAGGUCAUGUGGAUCCCCAAUUUCGUACUGCUGGAUAUCGUGCUGGAGGCUCCCAGACACGCCAGAGGCAGACGAGCCGCGAUAGACCGUCGAUAGACCUCUCACCUCACAACCCUAUCUCCACAUCGCAUGAAGCUAAGCAGUUCUCGCGCCCUGCGACCAGCAUGAGCAGCUACUCUAGGGCCGCAACACCUGUCCCAGACCGUCCAAGCACCGCACCGACUCCCCAAGGGCCAGUAUUAAUGCCAAAUCCCGCGUCUUUCCUUCCGCCCCUAUCGAAACUACCAUACCCGUCCUCCAGGGCCGCAACCAGGAGCGCGAGGAUGCCAUCUCCUUUUAGAAUCCCUUCGCCAAUACUUACCAAAGCCCCAAGUGCUGGACCAACCCCAGAGCUCUCCAUGCCCUCCACGCCCCGCCCGACGGAAGCGAUGCUUGCGAAUAGAACUAUGCUGCCAUCUUCGUUCAUCUUCCCGACGCCGCCGGAGAACCGAGACCAUUCGGCGAGUAGGAUGCCUAGCACCGGGGAGAACGCAAGAUCGCAAUCGCGUAGCCACAGAGCUGAAAGUGAUGUUGAUACUGAUGGAGAGAGCGAUAGCGGGAGUUGGGGAGGAGGUGGCGCGCGUGCGGAUGUUAGGAGGGAGAUGAGCGAGAGGUUUGCGGAUAUGGGGAAGGGGGUUGUGAAAGGGAUUGGGAUUGGGAAAGGCCUGUGGUCAGGUGGGGAGUGGGGGUGGGAUAAACUUGGUAAGAAUGAGAGUAAGGAGGAAAGCUGA